Trypanosoma grayi is the source of this 321-nucleotide messenger RNA. RefSeq lists its product as hypothetical. Lineage: Eukaryota; Euglenozoa; Kinetoplastea; Trypanosomatida; Trypanosomatidae. The transcript has a single exon. Bases 1 to 321 code for a protein of 106 amino acids. The record is from RefSeq and is a predicted model, not a curated record.
AUGAAGUUGUCUGAACUAGAGGCAACGAGCCCUUUGGGUGCUGCGCUGUACGAUACAGUUCUCCAGCUCCAGAUGAUUCAGGCACGGCUCUCUGCUGCAUUUAUUUCGCUGGCCAGGAAGGAUACGUUUCUAAGCGAGAUACCGGAUGUCCUCAGGGAUAUAGUGGCGAUGGGUUCCAGCGCGAAAUGUCACAGUUCGUCCUUCUCUCUGGGUCUCUUUUCGGCAGCGGAGGGUCUCAAGGCUGCUGUGGAAGUGUGGCGCUGUACGCCGUGUGCGGCACCCGCUGCGCUAGGGGCGGCGCAGAGUGAGGCGGGAGGUUAG